UUAGUCAUUGCAUUAAUGCUGAAACUAAAUUUUUUGUUGAACAGAGGCGAGAGAUUUGUGUUCGGGCAUCAUUAUCUGAGACCUCACGAGACAUAUCACGAACCGACGCGGAAGUUCUACGUGAACGAAGUUGUGUGCGCUCCGUUGUACGAGGCUGUCCCUUGCGAUCUCGUGGCCGAGCGUUGCUGGGUACUCGAUCCUCACACUUUCUGCAAAGGUCGCCCGGUCGGUUCUACUGCUGAACAUACAUACGUGUGUGAAUAUCGUGUUGAUCGUGCUGCGCGACUCUUCACGAAAGUGUCUCGAGCCAGGCAUCAAGUAUGCACAAAACCAUACGCAUUCGAAACCUUCCCACAGCGUAUAAAACAUUAUCGUACUUACUUGCCUCACAGCCUCGAAGGAAUUCAACUUGGCAAAAAGUUCUUCUUGUCGAAAGACAAGAAGAAGAAUAAUAACAAUCACGAGGUAGACGGGAAUCAGAAAAUGGAAUCCGGUGACAACACGAAGGCGCCCAACAAAGAGCCCAAAUGCGCCAGUGGUACCAGGACCAGACGAAGAUCGGGUGGCGAUAUCUUGACGAUCGCAACAUCCACAACGUCAUAUAUUCAGAGGGAAGAUCAGAAGAAGCGACUAAACAGUAUCCUCCUACAUCUACUGCAAAAAAUGCCGAAUAAAAAAGACCCGUUGGAUUUGUCUUUCCUUUUAGAAAGAAAUAGACGAAACCGAAAAAGACCCGGCGGGCUCAAUCCGUGACAAUGGGUAAUAUCGCAACGAUAAUACCGGUACUGUAUAUGAGCUAGACGACCUUCUGCUAACAUCAAUCUCAGUCAGAAUAAUUUAAGCUAAGUUAGAUAUAAGGUUAAUCCGUUCUAAACUCGGUUCUGCUAUAGGUCAAGGUCAUUGUAUAUCCUUCUCCCUUAACGAGGAAAGCAUCAGAGAAAUGAGGAAAGUGUGUGACUCCUCUUCGUAUAACCCGUCCAUUGAUAUAAUUUAUAUCAAUAUCGUAGAGAGUCGAGAGUAAAAUAUUCGUUAUCAGAACAAUUAUCAGUCGGUAUUUUUCUUAUGAUUUCUUUUAUAUCCUCUUUUUUUCCUUUUAUAGAUCAGGCUAAGUAUUAUCUAUUCGAUUUGCUUCCGAAUAGGUUUUUUGUUAUCUAUAACGAGUCUUGACUCACGAUAUUCAGUCAAUCACGUUACGAGUAACUUAUGAGUACUCAGAAUUCAGUGUACCAUGUUAAUUUCACUCCAGUUAGAGGGUAUUUAGCGAAGGAGAGCUAGUUAAUCGUUUCUCCCAACAGCAAAUAAUGAGCUAUUACGUUAUUAAUAUAAUUAUGACUCACGUACUCUUGUAUAGAAUCGUUUGUAUAGCUUUUUUUCAUAGUUAUUAUUUCAUAGUAAUGAUUAUAGCUGAAUGUACAAAUUACAAAGUUACAAUUACAAGUUAUACGGGAUAAAACUCCUAAAAUGGGAUAAACGUUAUAUCCAGUGUGAGAUGUAGAAAAUAUCGGUAUAAAUAACGCGCGUGCGCGCGCGCGCGCGUAUAUGCGUGUGUGUAUGAGUGAUUGAUGCUUUACUGCACAGAAGUAAUAUUAUAUUUUUCAUAAUCCCGGUGUGUGUUAUUCAAAUCAAAUGUAACAUAUAACUUUCUCCAGUUUACGGAAGAAUCUUUACGCGAAUGUAUAUUUAAUUUAUUGAUAUAUAUUGAAUUAUUGUAGUCGAACGCGACUGGACGGCGGUCGCAGUGAUUCCAAUAUUGUAUAUAUGUACUCGCUGCGCUCCAUAUUUAUUAUUGCAUUACACAGUAUGGUAGAUACAUCUUAUGAUAUAUAAAUAUCUUUAAUAUACGCCUUACUUCUUUCAUUCUUCUUUUUGUUCGUAUGAGACUAUCCUAUAAAGUAGACUUUACUUUUAUGAAAAUUUUCUCAUAGUAUUAUGUUUCCAUUGACGUAAGACUAAAACGCACAUAUAUGUAAAUAAUAUAUUAUUUUAAUAUAAUAUAUUAAUGUAUAUAUUAUAUUAUUAUACAUAUAUGUUUAUAUAUAUAUAUAUAUACCUAUAUAUAUUUAUAUGCAUAUUAGAAGUAGUGCAGUAACACGCUUUUGUGUAUAUUGAGCGCACGAAAUUAAUACGAGAGCUAUUUAUUUUAUUUAAAUAACAAUCCUCAAUUCUUUUCAGGAAAUUAAAUUGUAAUAGGCGUAUAUAAGAGCUCAACACGCAAAUUCCAUACAAAGUGCGUAACUAACGAAGAAUAGAAACUAUAAGAAACAGAAUAAAACAUGAUAUGAGAUGUUACAAAAGUUUCGGUCUUAUUUUUGGACGCUUCUCAAUGCAAAGUAAAUACCGUUACAUAAUCGAUAUGAUGCAAUCGUCAAUAGUUUACGGAAAAAAAGUAGUAGAGUUGUGUAAAAAAGCGAAUAGAUCUAAUAAAACGGAAACAUUUUGUUGACAUUGCAUCGGGUUUUGCUUCAUAUUAUGACCGAUAAUUUUUUCUUUGUUUUACGCAUUUAGAACUUGCGUUCGCUUCUUAGGCCUAUCGCAAUCUUAUUUCUCUGAUUGUAUAUUAUACCAUAUCAAGUAUAAGAGCUUUAUUUAUAAUUUUUCUUCUAAUUUUUUUUCUUUUGGCAACAAGCGCUUGCGCAUUUCUAUUCGAUGUAUCUCUAUGUAAUAUCAUCAAAAUAUUUAUUAUAUUGUGUAAUCCAAAAAUAAAAGAAAUAGGAAAGGUAAGGAGAAUACUAAACUUCGAAGCUGGCCUUCUAACGUAAGCUGACGUAAUAUAGGAGAAAGAGAGAAACACGCGGUGUGUGUGAGCUGUUUUUAAAUUAGAUUCAAAGCGUUAUUACCGACCCGAGUUCGCAUUCGUUGGUUUUCGGAGAAGCGUAUAUCGAGAAGAGGACGACAUUGGACACGCGGAACGAUAUCGUCGCGCAUCUUUUCCAUGACACGAAAGAAGAGGCGGGGGGAGAAGCAGGAGGAAGUUGCAUCAUUUUUCCAUUCGAUUAUAUCGAUGCGAUUAUCGUCCGUUUAAGAAUAACGUAAGGAAUGCAACGUAUAUUUGUAUCAUAUUGAUAUCGAAGACAACGACGGCAAUAAUUGAGAGGAUAUAUUAGUUUAUUCUAAAAUAUAUAGUUGCGAUCUUACACGGCGUCUAUAUAUCAUUAUUACGCACGAGUGUAUAUUCUGUGCGAGGUGUUUUCCAGCUACUCAAAAUUAUUAUUUUACUAAUCGUACAUUCUUUCUGCUUUUCUUUCCUUUCUUAACGCAUUCGAACGCUGUACUACACGACGUAUUUUUUUUUUUGUAAUAAUAUCCGAAUGAGUCGCGCGAUGCCAGAUGGAUGCGGAACCUCUUUUCUUUUCUCUUCUUCUCGAUUUCAUGCGAUAACGACAUUAACAAAGUUACGGUGAUAUGUGUAACAUCGAGUUUUAACCAAACGCAGCUUCGUCGAAAGCUUAUUGUGCGACUGCACACUACGACACAAAUUAUAUUACUGAACGUGUUUCGUACAAUAUUAAGCAGACAUUAUUAUAUCACGCAGCUUAUAAUUUUGCCGGGCUUCCGCUCAGUAUAACGUGUCAUCACUCGAUCAUGUAUUAAUUUUAUCGAUUCACAUGUUAUCGGCUAAGAGCGAUAAGGUCGAUCGAGAUAUAUAAUGUAUCGCGCGCAAUAAAAGGAUCAUUGUAUUUUCGUACUUGAAGAUCGGUAAGGUGCGAUUAUUUCUUUCACGUCUAGGAUAUAUCUUUCGUUUUAUAUGUUUACUAAAUCACUCUGAUCGUGAGAAAAAGCGCGGCUACUCUACUCUCAUAUCAAGCGAUUUCGUGCACUUGAUUUCAAUGCACAAUUUGAACUCUUCUCUUUUUUUUCGAGUAGCAACAUUAGGACGCGGCUCCAACGGUCCGAUGAGAGAACUUAUAACAUCUGAAAAUUAAUCAAAAACAAGUUCUCUCACCGAAUAAUCGGCUGCGUUCCAAACUAUAACUCGAAAGAAAAAAAGUGAUUCAACCGUAUUGGAAUUAAGUUUGCACACCUCCAUUAAGCGACAUUUUUUUCUUUUUCUCCCUUUCAUUUUUUCUUUAAAUUGUCGUACACGUAUAUUAGUACGACACGAGAUGCAUUAAUGACAUUUUUCCUUUGUUUUCCUCUUUUUUUGAUCAAUCGAUCAUUCAUAACAGUAGCUGUGUAAUAACUUGCCUCUUGAGUUCGCUUACAUAUAAUUAACACACUAUUAUAACAUUUAGAUAUAAUCAAAAGACACGAGAGAGAGAGAGAGAGAAAGAGAGAAAGAAAGAAAGAAAACGAAUUAUUGUUGCGACGACAGGCUUUCAGCUACCUAUGUAGUGCAUGUACAGACCAUUGUAUUGUACUCUGAUGAACACAAAUACACGUGAAGUUUCCUUAUA
Molecule: messenger RNA, 4394 nt
Organism: Odontomachus brunneus
Lineage: Eukaryota; Metazoa; Arthropoda; Insecta; Hymenoptera; Formicidae
Product: histone-lysine N-methyltransferase ash1-like
Exons: 4
Coding region: 16-753 (245 amino acids)
Molecular function (GO): chromatin binding
Source: RefSeq, a predicted model, not a curated record